Molecule: messenger RNA, 9933 nt
Organism: Megalobrama amblycephala (Wuchang bream)
Lineage: Eukaryota; Metazoa; Chordata; Actinopteri; Cypriniformes; Xenocyprididae
Gene: kcna4
Product: potassium voltage-gated channel, shaker-related subfamily, member 4
Exons: 4
Coding region: 1393-3411 (672 amino acids)
Biological process (GO): potassium ion transmembrane transport; protein homooligomerization
Cellular component (GO): voltage-gated potassium channel complex; membrane
Molecular function (GO): potassium ion binding; protein binding; delayed rectifier potassium channel activity
Source: RefSeq, a predicted model, not a curated record
GUGAAUUUUUUAUUUAUGCUCGUUAUAUAAACUCCUGCUUGUUUAAUAGACUGUGGAGGAGUGAACUGCAAAGCCCUCACGCCACAAUCACAUUAGUCUUUUUAUGUUAUGUUUACAUUCUUAUCUUUUUUUCCAAACGAUGGCUAUACACAAACAGGCCGUGACAGAAAGUGUAUGUGGCUUUUUGACAGAGCCACACACACACACAGGCUGCUUAGUGUGUGCAGCUCGUGCUCUGCAGCAGUCCCUCGGGUAAGCAGUCGCGAUGAACUGGAUGUCAACAGAUGCAUAAGGGGCUGUCGAAGUUUGAGAACUGCAGCACACCGGUGCGCGCGCAGUGGCCUGCCGCAGCCACUGGGGGGCGAUCGAGCUCUUUGCGCGCUGCGCAAACGUGCCUCUCGCGGAGGAGCUCAGCUCCUCAAUAACACGAGCACAAUGGUCAACGGGCGAGACGGAGCGGCAGACAGAUGCGCGCUGCGCAUACUUACCUAAGGAUAUUUCACAUGGCAUCCUAAAACUUUGAUACAUCUCGAUUCUGACGCCGCUCGUGUGAUUUAUCGAGCCACACAGCAUGCUCUCGGUAGCAGCACCUGCUUUUUGGUGAGUGCGAGUCCAGGCUUAAUGCAGCGGUGCAUGUUUUUUGGGGAGGGGGGAGAUGGGCAGGUGAUGAGAGAUCCUGUUGAAUAAAGACCCAACGGCGAGCCGUGGCCAAAACUGACAUCCCUCGAAUGCGAUCACACCUGACUGGUAAGGUGUCAUGUUCUGCAUUUGGCUACGCCGAGGAAUAUCUGGAUUCCCUGAGCAAGAGGGAAAUUUGGACAAAUCUGGGAUUUACAUCCUCAGCCAUCUCUAGCUUGUUAUAUUAAGGGUGGAAGCUGUGAAGACGUCCUCAAAUCAUUUCCUACCUGUUGCUGAUGUCAAGCUGAUUCAGUGAUUCAUUCAUAGCCACUGAAGGGGCAGAGGACGGAACAAACCUACACCCCACCCCUGCCUCACACAGCAGCGAAGAUGGGAACCAGUGAUUUCAUAGGCGAAUAAAGUCUCUAAGGUGACCGAGCACCUCAGAUAACGGAAAGGAGCCGCUCUCUCCUCCCGCAUCCACUUUCCUUUUGGAUAACACACGCGCGCUCUACGCACAUGGAUUCUAGAACUGUUGGACACAUAUUUCUCAUGAUGAUGAUGAUGAUGUCACCAGAAGCACGUCGCUUCGCUACAAUUGUAAAGUCCAAUUACAAUAAGUAAAAGUGCAUUAGAAGACCUAAAAGCACGUGUGAAGGUAGCGGACCUGCAGUGCCAGUCAAGUGCAUUUAUGAACUUGCUGAGCCCGUCUUUUGCUCAGCUUCGCUCCUCAGCCUGUGUUCCAUCAUUCUGAACGCUUCGUAGUUUGAGAAGAUGGAAUUUGCUAUGGUGGGCGCGGACAGCGGGGGCUGCAACACCCACCUGCCCUAUGGAUAUGCCCAGGCUCGCGCACGGGAGAGAGAGCGCGAGAGGGAGAGACAGUCUCGCGCAGCGGCGGCCGCAGCGGCAGCUGAAACCGGAACGGUCGGAGAAGGAGGUGGGUCGAGUGGCCAUCCCCAGAACCACCCGCAUCAGAGUCGCACCGCCUCUUCAACGAAUGCCAACAACAGUAGCGCCGGGACCGCCUCGCGCCCCUCCUCCUCCUCCUCCUCCUCCUCGCAACAGCCGCAACAGCAGCAGCAGCAACAGCAGCAACACCACCACGAGCCACAACAGCAAGUUAUCAGAGAGAGAAAAAAGCAAAGAGGCGUCGCGCGCUGGAGACGGAACCGCGCGGCACUCGGCGGGGAUCUACGCCAGUCAGAGUUGGCGCUCCUAGGAUCCGAGGAGGACGUCAUGAUCGAGGAGGACGAGGCGGAGGGCGAGGAGGAAGAGGAGGACAGGGGAAGCAAGAGGUCGAGUUUUGUCUAUAACAUGGAUGAUGAAGAGGAGACGGUUUCGCUAACGGACAGACGUCCUCAGUCAGGGUAUGAAAAUGUUUACAACGAGUACGGCUGCUGCGAGAGAGUUGUCAUCAACGUGUCGGGCUUGAAGUUUGAAACUCAGCUGAAGACUCUCGCGCAGUUCCCGGACACUCUCCUGGGGGACCCUGAGAAAAGAAUCAGGUACUUCGACCCUCUGCGUAACGAAUACUUCUUUGACAGGAAUCGACCGAGCUUCGACGCCAUUCUAUACUUCUAUCAGUCAGGGGGCCGUUUAAAGAGACCAGCCAAUGUGCCGUUUGACAUCUUUUCCGAGGAGGUCAAGUUCUAUGAACUCGGGGAAGAGGCAAUGCUCAAGUUUCGCGAGGAUGAGGGCUUCGUGAAGGAGGAAGAGAAGCCGCUGCCCGAGGACGAGUUCAAACGUCAGAUCUGGCUGCUGUUCGAGUACCCCGAGAGUUCAAGCCCAGCCAGGGGGAUCGCGGUCGUGUCAGUGUUGGUCAUCGUCAUAUCCAUAGUCAUUUUCUGUUUGGAAACAUUGCCAGAAUUCAGGGACGACAAAGAAUUCCUCAGCCCAGGUAAAAACUCCACACAGGCAGACAAUGGAUUUACGCCAUUCAACGACCCCUUUUUCAUCGUUGAGACGGUGUGCAUCAUUUGGUUCUCGUUUGAGAUAAUUGUGCGCUUCUUUGCGAGCCCCAGUAAAGCUGAUUUCUUUAAAAACGUCAUGAACUCCAUAGACAUCGUCUCUAUUUUGCCUUAUUUCAUAACUCUCGGCACAGACCUAGCUCAGCAGCAAGGCAACGGGCAACAGGCAAUGAGUUUCGCCAUCCUGAGAAUAAUACGACUCGUCCGCGUGUUCAGGAUCUUCAAACUGUCUCGACACUCCAAAGGUCUCCAGAUCCUCGGGCACACUUUGCGCGCGAGCAUGCGAGAACUGGCGCUGCUCAUCUUCUUCCUCGUCAUCGGUGUCAUCCUGUUCUCCAGCGCGGUGUACUUCGCAGAGGCGGACGAGCCCUCGUCACAGUUCACCAGCAUCCCAGACGCGUUCUGGUGGGCUGUAGUGACCAUGACCACGGUGGGCUACGGGGACAUGAAGCCCAUCACGGUCGGGGGGAAAAUCGUGGGCUCGUUGUGCGCCAUUGCCGGUGUCCUGACCAUUGCGCUUCCAGUCCCUGUCAUCGUGUCCAACUUUAACUACUUCUACCACCGGGAGACUGAUAACGAGGACCAGGCGCCCGUUGUGGAACAACCCCCGCCGGGCUGCCCGUAUUUCCCGGAUUUCCUCAGAAAAUUCAAAGGGUCCCCAUCGGGGUCGUCUUUGGGUGACAAGGCGGCUGAGUAUAUGGAGAUGGAGGAGGGCGUGACAGAAUCUCUGUGUGGGGGUGACACGCAGAGCCCCAGCAGAGGGAACGGUACUGACAUAGGCGGAAAAAACAGUUCACAUUCACGAACCCUACAGACAGAUGUAUGAUUAUGGAAGAACGAUAACCUCCUCGGGAGGUUUUCAUGAGGAUGACUGCACAAAUGAAUCAGUUAACAGCACACAUGCACAACUUGAAGACAUAUAGCCUACAGUACGCGCGUGCGCUAACACACACAAAACACACUCGUUAAGUUCUGGACCUGAGCUGAAACAUUUUUUGCAAUGUGGCUACUUUUGUAGAGAAACAUACCCUGCAAUCACGUGACAGGCAACGCGAAAAUCACCAGCUUUACGUGACGUGGAGAGGUGUCUCUAUCUGCCCACCUGUUCGGUUCAGUUGACGGAACUGAACGACUCCCGGUUCAUUAAUGAAGGCAACAAAAAGGAACUUGCAUAGGCACUUUAUGAGUUACAUUUGUCAGUAAUUGUAGGGAAAAAAGUCGAGUUCUUAUCUAAUGCUAUUAUGCAAUAACGUUUAAAUCGUUUGCACUAUCAUCAGUUGUGUUAUAGUCUCCCAGUUUAUUGCAGAGGAAAGAAACACUGAGGUAGAGAGGGAGGACAUCGAAAAACAACUCAAUAACAAUCAUAAUAUGAACGCCAUUAUUAAUUAAUUCGAAAUAAUAGCAAACAUACGCUGCAAUCUUCACUGUCGAGAACCAAUUCAGCUAAUAGUAAUGAAUUAUUUUAACAUAGCCUAUUUGAAUUAUACAUAAUUGGAGAGCAGCAUGUUGCGUAACUUAAAGCAAUGUUAUCUUAAAUCCCAUUAUGGCAAACUUGUGUCCGCAUGGCAGUAUUCAGUACUACACUCUGGUAAAAACCCCUUUUAGCACAACCCUCUGUAGUUAUUUGUGCAUUGUCCACGGUGACUGAAGAGUCAUUAUAGUCAGUCCCUUUUGUGAGUAUUGAAAAACAAAUCAAUCAUGUUAGUUUUUGUCCAUUAGCACAAUAUUUGAAACAUCAUCACGAAAUCGAAGAUUAUUAUUUUAUUUUUUUCCUUCUAAGCAUCAAAGUCACAUUUUGGCUUACCGAGGCCAAAAUAACCGUUUCACAAUGUCUCACAAAGCAAACAACACCUUGUAAAACAGAGUCAGCGACACCAUGGCUUGAAGGAUCAGUUUGGCCACUGUUUUCAAGUUACUGUCAUGGGAGUAUAUUUCAAGGGAAUGCUUCAUGCAACUAUUUGUCUUCAUCCCUUUACCAAAUGACAAUGCAUCCCUUUAUAAAAAAUGCUGACGGAAAUGUACAGCACCGAAGGGAACAUGAACUUGGUGGACUUCAUGCACAGCGAAUUCUCAUCCUAUUGGAGUGCACGAUUACCACUGAGCAUGCGCAGUGCAUUGCGGAACCCAGGUGAAGGUUGUCUGGGUUCAUGUGCCAGACAGGACAAUCUUCUGUGUGUCACCUGACACUGCUCUUCUUUGUCACUUUAAACACUGACGCUGUAAUGACACUGAGGAAACUCUUACUUUAAUUUGCUUCUAUGCCAGUGUUGUGAGUCUUGCCUAUGAGAGACUUUUCCGUCAGCCUUUGGACUCCUACGGAGGGGGACGGCCAUGACUGCCAGUCAACGGACGGCAAGUGAACGGGACGGACCCGUUGACGCAGGUGUCACUGAAGCCACUGCUGGACAUCAGAUUGACACUGCACAUCAGACACUGCAGCAUCUCCGACGUGCAGUAAGACAGGAAGUCCAUCAUCAAGCCAGGUGUCAAACUGUUUAAGACCCGCCCCAAUAAAUGCCUUAAAGACACAGUACACUACAUCUCUAUGUAGAGGAACCUGCAGCAGGAGACUUCUUAAAAAAAGCUUGACAUGUUUUCAUUUUUCUCUUUAUGAGUGAAUCAGUGUCUUGCAAGAACAGAUGUGAAUAUUUUCUUAUAAUAGAGAAAUAUUUGUUUGGGUGUAAUAUUGCCACUUGUUUUUUUGUGGUAGGCCUGGUGAAAGCUGUUAAAUAUAUAAGUGAAGGGAAAGUCUACUGUCUGUCUGUGGCAGCCUCUUCCAUCUAGUUUUAUCUCUUUUCAUUUCCUAAACCAAAAGACUGCCAGCUGAAAUGGAGAAAUUCAGCGGCAGUGCUCAAUGAUGUCAGUCUGGACGGGUCACACAUUUACAGUAUGAAUGCAGGGUCAAAUCACAUUCCCCUCAGCACCAGACUCAUUGCUUUUGUUCAAAUCUUCAAUGAUCAAGAACAGUCUGUUUUUUAGAUUAGUGUGGCUGUGUCUGUGCUAUCAAAACCCUAAAUGUUUUUAAAGGGAUAAUUCGCCCCAAAAUUUCUGAAAAUUCUGUCAUGAUUUACUCACCCUCAUCAUGUUAUUCCAAACCUGUAUGACUUUCUAUUUUCUGCAAAAUACCUUAGUGUUUUUUUAUCCAUACAAUGCAAGUCAAUAGCAACGUUUACAUGCACCCAAAUAAUCUAUUUGCAAAACCUGAUUUCACCAAGUACAACAUGUUUCUGGAUCAAAAUCUUUGUUGUUCCUGGAACAACAUUCCAUUCAACCAAUCAGAUUUGAGGGAUAAGUUCACAGUUUACGUCAAGUUUAGGCUUACAACCAGGGUGAGGUGAUUCUGCAUCAUUGUUAUUCACCUGUCAUUCCCUCUGAUUUAGGGAUAAGUUAUGGGUAGGGUUAGGUUUAGAGCUAGGGACGCGGUUAUGAUUAAAUUUUCGGACGGGAGUGUUGUUCCAGGAUCAACAAAAUAUGUUGAGCCAGGAAUUUGUCUAACUCAGCAAAAUCAGGACGUGCGAUCUAUUUAUAGUCAACACUUUCAUGCAAACAUCUCAGUUGAUUUAAAUUUCGAUCAGACUGAAAAGGAUUGUGUAGACCUGAAAUUACUUGGUAAACAGGAACAAAAUGUGCAUGUAAAUGCUUGAAUCCAACUAUUUUCUCAAUCGAAUUCAUAAAUACCCAUGCGCAGUGCUGUCAAACGUAUGUUUACAUUUUACAUCUUUAAUUGUCACGUCUUACGAACUGGACAGUGGAGGAGACUGUAUAUUUACUAAACGUUUGCUAAAAAAGCUCUUGUGACAUACAUGUCAGCUUUCUUUUUAGAUAGAUAAUCAUCAAGGCAAAAAAAAAACCUUUAUAGUCGCGCAACUCCAGUGAUGCUAUUUUGGCACUUAAACCAAUAUAUGAAUCGGAUUGCAAUGUUUAAAAAAAAACAAAAAAACAAUAUAUAAAAAAAAUAAAUAAAUAAAAACAUUCAGAAUCUAAAAAUGGUUUGGACUCAUUUCGAAUGACGAAAAUUAGUGCAUGUAAACAUACCUAAUGUGGUCCAGUGUUGUUUUGGACCCCACUAACUUUCAUUGUAUGAACAGAAACAUUCUUUAAAAUAUCUUUUUUUGUGUUUUACAGAAGAAAGAAAGUCAUACAGGUUUGGAACGACACGAGGGUGAGUAAAUCGUUUUUGGGUGAACUGUCCCUUCCACACCCGGAGGAGUAAAACAGUAAUCAGUUAUAGUCAUCUGAAUAAUAGACCUAUAUGUUUGGUGGCCUUCACGGUCUCCAAGGUGCAGAUAAAUGAUGAAGGUUGAAUUGUGGGUGCCAUCAGGUUUGGUGGACAGCUGGUUAUUCAUUUGAGUUGGUGCAUUACUGGACUGAUGCCCAGCGCUCAGAUGGUGAGCCGAGUCUGCUUCUCUCUGUCUGCAUCCACUUUAAAUAUCAGUGGUGAACCAUUACAGAGUUUGGUUAAUAAAUAUUACCGACCAGUUUAUCGCAAUAGGAAUAACAGUGUCUGCUGUUGUGGACUGGGAAUUUUGGUAUUGCAGUUCAAUUCGCCUCUUUGCAAUACCCACUAUAAAUAGUGCCCUCAAACAGAAGACUGCAAAUUACAGUGCCACACACCGACAGCAAGACAAUAAAGCCACAUAUAAACAGAUCUGCAAGUCAUAUUCCAGGUUAGCUAACACUCUGUUGGGAGACACGGCAACAGAAAGAGACGAUACUCUCUCUGCCCCACAAUCCUCCCUGUCUCUGUCUCUCUUUUCAUCUCCCACUCCUUUUUCGUUCUUUGUUUUUUUGCUUUCCUUCCCUGCCUAUCUGACAUGCAACCAAGCAUGCAGACUUAUGCACACAGUUGUCUUCUCUUUCUCUGUCCCUCUCUGUCUUUGUCUGUCUGUCUGUCUGUCUGUCUGUCUGUCUUUCCUGUUGGAACUACUCUGAAUAGGCGACGUGUCAGAAUUCUAGGAUAAACGUGGUCUGAUCGUAUAGAAUUGAAACUCAAACCAUUUCUAGAAUGAACCAGCUGCUUCGUUGUCAUGGAAAUACAUUCAAGUAAUCUGUAUGCAAAGUUCUAUGGAAGUGUACUAUCUAUUUUUUUAAACCUAGCCUUGAAUAUUAUAUAACCAAAGUCGAACCCUGAAAAUCUAUGUUUUAUGUUUGGACCUCUUUUUAUUUCUUGAAGAGAUUUAGACCUAGUAAAAAUAGAUGCACAUGAAACACGACGUAUGUACAUAAGCAGAUGUCUAUUUUAUGGUGUCCUCAAGGUCACGCGUCAUUUUAGGCAGAUCUACUUUUUGACUGUUAGCCUUCUCGAGUCCCAGGCCCUGUUCUUUCUCGUUCUCUAAAUCCUUAAUGGUUUCGUGCACCUCGUGGAAGCCGAUCCUGCCGGUUGCAGACUCUCUCUCCUCAGCUCUCUCUCUUUUUUUAGCGUGUGUGUUAGUUAGUUAGUUAGUUGACUGGACUCUCUAGCAGAGGACCACUUGCUGAGUGCGUUUCAUAAACUGAAGCCGAGAUCAUCAGGUGGAGCAGCGCCAUGAAGCAACUAAACAUGGAGCGUUGCGUCACGUCACAUGUUGUAGAUCUGCAUGUGACUUUAAUAUGUAAAUAUGUGUUAGUGCUAUUAUGAUGUCACCGCGACAUGUGCUCGAUGCAGUGGAUCGGAAUGGUUUACACUUGAGAACAAAAGAAUUCCUUAACAUCCACGAUGCGAUGCGCAUGGCUCUUUCUUUACACACUGAGUCAACAGCCAAGAAUUACCAGCCAACCGUGAGGAGACUUUGUUACCAUGGAGAUGCUCUGCCAGUGCUGACUGGUCAGCUGGCUUUGGAGGAAAAGGAAGCUUUUCCCUGUGAAAAAGAAGGAGAAUUACCUGCUAAACGAGAUAGACCAGAUCAGCACAUCCUCUCAUUGAGUUGAUCGAUUAUUUUGUUCAUAUUCAACUCGCUGCGAUUAAACUGAUUUACACAGGAAUGUGUAAGGCAAUGGAGAGAUAUCUAAAAGCUCACUUAUUUAAUCCACACAAGACUAUUGGGGUUGCACUGACAAUUAAAUUGUUAGUUUCAUGUCAUGGCUGAUGGACAAUAAAUGGAUGAGAUUAAAAUUCAAUGCUAUUUUGAUUAAAAUAAAACUCAAAUAAAUAAAAGACACAAUUUAAGGUGGCGUUUAGGCUUUAGAACAUUACGACGUAAACGAUAUUCAUUUUGAGAUUUGCUCAAGAUGACACUGAACAGUGUUAUCAAACUAAUUAUUUAUUAAAUCGGCAAAGAUUAUCUAAAUGUAAAGGUGGAAAUGAUAUCCACAAUAUAUACAAAUCUGUAAUAUUGACCAUCACUAUUUGAUUCCCAACUACUAUGUGAGAGAUACUGAGUCAAAAUGAAGAGACUCUUCAAAAAACAUAGCAAUCAUAGAAAGAGAACCUGAGCACACCAAUGUGAUAUUUGAUGUAAUGUAUGAACAAUAAAAAUUCUGUUGUGGCUUUCAUUACAGCAUGAAAUAUAUUGUACUUUGUGUACAAGUGAGUGUCUGCUCAUUGUUAAUGUAUUUCAGUGAGCUUAGAUAAAUUCUUCAGAAUCAUGAUUAAGCAUUUUUUCACUUUUGUAAAGUGUCGUAAUGGACAGAGUUACCAGUGUAACGCUUGGCUGCUCACACAGUAACGAAACCGCAAGAAAACACUGCUGACUGGAAAAGAUCUCUUUCAAUUACCAGAUCACCUUACUUCUAGUGUCCAUCAUACAGCACUGUAUACAGCUACAGGUCACUAACCAAACACAGGCAAUCGCACGCCAGAAAUAUGAAUCUAAUAUCGGAUCAUUUUGGUAAUCACAGGUGGACCUCUGUGUAUUUCCGCUUUUGAUGAGAGGUGUGUUGGUGUGUGUUGGGUCAGCUUUUGUGCCUCCUAACAAGCAUGCUGAGGGAGAUGCGCUUGGUGAGUCUGUGUUCUUUCGAUGAACAAUCCGGACGGCAGGAAAGUGUAUAGAAUCACCCCCCUCAAAGAAGUAAAUAAAUAACCAGAUGUUCCUCUAUUCAUGUGAGUUUUGGAUGGGCUUGCCCUUUCUUUCUGCAUGAUGCUUUGGUUUUAAAAACUUGCAUCCUGAUUGACGAUGUAUUUGUGUUAUUUAUUUAUUCCUUUUUUUUCUUUCUUUCUUUCUUUUUUUUUUUUUUUUGUAUAUUGGAGACCCUGUAUCAUUUCUUUAUUUCUUUUCCUUUUUGGGGGGGUUAAUUCAUUAAUCUUCUGGAUUUUUCUACAUGCAUAUCAUUUUGUAGGCAGCAAUAUGAGAUGUGAUGGAAAUGAAAUUAUGUGCAAUGUUGAAAAUUAAAAAACAAAACAUAAUAUAUUAAAUAAAAACAAAGAAGGCCA